AUGGACGCUUCCGACAGUCAACCCCCAGCCAAACGACGCCGAAUUAGCGAAAAGCCUACACGCUCCACCGAGUACCUCGACUUGAGCAAAGGUUUACGACCCGACGAGAAGACCCAACUAGAUCGUGUCUUGAACGUCUUGCACAAGCGUCAGAAGAUUGUUGUCGUCGCCGGUGCCGGUAUUUCCGUCUCGGCUGGCAUCCCCGACUUCCGCUCCUCCACUGGUCUCUUCAAUUCUCUCCGCGCCCAGCACAAUCUCAAAGGUUCUGGAAAGGAUCUCUUCGACGCGUCGCAUGUUUACAAAGAUGCUUCCUCCACCGCGUCAUUCCACCAGAUGGUCCGAGAAAUGUCCCACAUGACCAAGUCCGCCCAGCCUACUCUGUUCCAUCAGAUGCUGGCCACGCUGGCACAGCAAGAUCGCCUGUUACGACUCUACUCCCAGAACGUCGAUGGAAUUGACACGUCGUUAGAGCCUUUAGCGACGCGUAUACCUUUGCAGAAAGAGGAGGGGAAAUGGCCAAAGACCAUUCAAUUACACGGCGGACUCGACAAGAUGGUCUGCUCAAAGUGUCACGAGCUGUCUGAUUUCCAUGCGGACCUUUUUGACGGUCCUGUACCACCUGUCUGUACCAACUGUGAGGAGCUUAACAGGGUUCGCACGGAAGUAGCCGGAAAACGCAGCCACGGUGUCGGUAUGCUGCGCCCUCGUAUGGUCCUCUACAACGAGCACAACCCGGAUGACGAGGCCAUUGGUACUGUGACGCGUGAGGAUCUUCGCAAACGUCCAGAUGCCAUUAUCGUGGUUGGCACGACUCUAAAGGUGCCUGGUGUCAAGAGAAUUGUACGCGAAAUGUGCGCGACUGUACGCGACAGGAAAGACGGUGUAGCAAUCUGGAUCAACGCAGGCUCUGAACCUUCUGGCAAGGAAUUCGAGGACUGCUGGGAUAUUGUGGUGAAAGGUACCUGCGACGAGAUU
This is a messenger RNA of Aureobasidium subglaciale EXF-2481, 975 nucleotides long. RefSeq lists its product as uncharacterized. The record is from RefSeq and is a predicted model, not a curated record. Gene Ontology annotation, molecular function: histone deacetylase activity, NAD-dependent; NAD+ binding. Gene Ontology annotation, biological process: negative regulation of transcription by RNA polymerase II; replication-born double-strand break repair via sister chromatid exchange; pericentric heterochromatin formation. Lineage: Eukaryota; Fungi; Ascomycota; Dothideomycetes; Dothideales; Saccotheciaceae. The transcript has 2 exons. Gene Ontology annotation, cellular component: mating-type region heterochromatin. The annotation marks the transcript as partial.